This is a messenger RNA of Haemonchus placei, 366 nucleotides long. Lineage: Eukaryota; Metazoa; Nematoda; Chromadorea; Rhabditida; Trichostrongylidae. The record is from the annotation of a GenBank genome assembly.
AUGUUGUUACGUGUAAUAUCUCGUUCUGUAUUACGUUGUCUGACAAAUCUUGAACUUUUGCGACCGAUAAGCGUCCCGUCGAGUUUUCCUGGUCUACGAACACUUUCCACCCAAGCAUCCCAGGAAUCUCCAGCUCCCCGGGAGCCAAUACGAGCCUCGGAAACAGCAGAAGAAGUAGAGCAAUCUACUGCCGAUAUUCCUUAUGAAGAGUUAUUGAAAGCAUUGAUGCCAUCUGAGAAAGUAUAUAAGACAAUUUCAUCCGAACAUCAUGAGAAACUCAAAGAAAUCAUCAAGGAACUGGAGAUCUUUGCAUACAUGGGAAACAUCGUCCCAAAAAGUUUGACAGAUGAUCAUUGGUAUAGGUAA